AUGGCUGCUUCUCGAGAAAUCGUUCUUAAAGAAGAUGAUAUUAUUGAAAUAGGAUAUUAUGGUAUACGUGUUUUUUCUUCUAUUAAAGAUUAUCAAAAAUUAGAUUCAAAUAAAAGUUUAGGUCAAUUAGUAUUUUUUCUUGGUUUAUGUUUAGUUGUAAUAUCAGGUGUUGAUUUAAGUAAAUUGUCAUGGACAUUAACUCAAACUGAAGAAUCUAUUUGGCCAAGUACUGGAAAAGGUAUAUGGAUUGGUUUCUUAGUAAUGGCUGUUGGUGUUUUUACAUUAAUUGCUGUUCGUGAACAAACCCAUUCCGCAUUUUAUAUUUUACUUCCAUAUACAAUAGUUGCAAUUAUACUUUGUUUCUUUGGUUUAUUAACAUCAAUUGCUGUUCUUCAACGUUAUACACAAGAUCCACAAUUAUCUCAAAAAGAAAAUCGAAAUAAACAAGAAGGAAUUCAAUUUGCUCUUGCUGCUUUAUUAAUUGGAUUAUUUGCACUUACUUUUCUAUUUUUAUCAUGUCUUUCAUGUAUGAUUUGUUGGACAAUACCUAAUUUUUGUACACGAUAUCAAGGUAGAAAUCCUCAACUAAUUCUACAAAAUCAACAACGUUUUCCGAUAGGGAUUCCUCUCGCAUCACCACGAACUCCUCGUCAACGAUUAAUUCGAAACCAUCGACGCCCUCGUUUUGCAUCAUAUUCACCACGUAGCGGAACUUCUACUGUAUAA
Messenger RNA from Adineta steineri, 726 nucleotides. Lineage: Eukaryota; Metazoa; Rotifera; Eurotatoria; Adinetida; Adinetidae. The record is from the annotation of a GenBank genome assembly.